GUAUUUUUUAACCAAAUAAUUAUUAAUCUGUUAUUUUAAUAAUAAAUUUAUAAGUUGUGUUAUACCGCAUAUUGGUGAUUGUUGUUUGAAAAGGAAUUGAUUUGAAAUAUUAUUACAAACUGUGUAGAGUAAGUACGCGUCAGCCUUGAAGCUUCCUUUAUAAGCCGAGGAGAAACUUUCAGUCAACAGUGGUCUCUGAAUGUUCACCAAGACACUCCAACAUACAGAAAUGAACUCGGAAACAAUUGACUUGACUCUGCGAGUUGAAGAAGAACCAUCAUCAGCCGCUUCUUCUAAAAAAUUACCUAAACUGCCAACUACUACUUUUAUCAACAAACAUUAUCAACAUCAUCAACAGCAGCUGCAGCAGCAGCCGCACCAACAACCGCAACAACAACCGCAACAACAACCGCAACAACCUCAACAACAACAACAGCAGCAACAAGGACAGACUCCUACUACAUCAAAUACUGGUAGGUCAACAUCACACAUAAGGUUUCUAACUUUAAUGCAAAUAAUAGAAAAUCUUUGGAUGAUAGGAUUUAGAAAUUUGGACACAUGGCAACAGUUAGUUGCAGAACUUCAAAGAUCAAAGGAGGUUUACAUGAAUCCCGUUGCUGUACAACUACUUUUUAUUUUUCAAAAUUUGUGCGAUGUGCUUUCAAAACAUUAUAUGAUGUCUGGUGAUCUUUCACAAGACAAACAAUUGUAUUACAUGUUACAAGAUCAGCCUUGUGAUGAAUUGUUAUCAAUCUUUUCCGGUGUUGUUGAAAAAAAUAUAAAUCUUUCAUUUCCAUUAAAUAUUAUUAAAAAAAUUCAAGAUAUUGGAAGAAAUAAAUUAAUUUCACUUGAAACAGGUUAUGAGAAAAAAACUUCUGCUAAAAAACAAAUCAAAAAAGGAAUUAAAAGAUCUAAAAAUGAAGCAUCGUCAUCAUCAUUAUCAUCUGAUACUGAUUGUGAUAACAAUGCUGAUUAUGAUGAUGAUGAAGGUGAUAAAUUUGUCAAAUUAUUUAAUCAAAAGAAAAGUAGAUCGUUGUUCAUUUCUCAACAUUUACAAUACCAAUGUGGGGAUAAGAAAAAGAAAAUUUCCACACCUGGCGAGUCAGGAACACAUUUAAUCAAGAUUGAAAUAACUGAUGUUCGAGAUCUAAAAAAAUGUAAAAACGAAAAGUUUUACUGGCAAAAAGUUUCCAGAAAAGGUUAUUUCUUGUUAGAUAUUAAACAAAAUGUAGAAGAUAAGAAUAUUUUUGAUACAAUUAAUAAUGUAUUAACAACAGUAGGACAAAAUAUGUUAAGACUUGAAAACGUAAAACAAGAAACUGUCACUUAUGAUAAAAAAGAUAAGGCAUAGUGUAAGUAGUAAAUGGGUUUAAUUAA
Molecule: messenger RNA, 1377 nt
Organism: Homalodisca vitripennis (glassy-winged sharpshooter)
Lineage: Eukaryota; Metazoa; Arthropoda; Insecta; Hemiptera; Cicadellidae
Product: putative GATA zinc finger domain-containing protein 25
Exons: 2
Coding region: 200-1351 (383 amino acids)
Source: RefSeq, a predicted model, not a curated record